UCUCUAUCUGCCUAUUCAGUCUUGGCGUACUAUGGUGAGGUACUAUUGUAAACAUAAAAGAAGUCUCAGAACAGCAACUAACUUGUUUCCGCACGUAAAACUAAAAAAUGAUAGUUUAAUCUCUGUUUAUUGUAGUAACUGAUGGCAAUAGCGAUUACACAGUUUCACUGUGAUCAAAAUUAAGUAGCUUUGGAUGAUCUCUAUUGACAGGAUAGAAACAUAAAUCUCACAAGUGUGGUUAUUAUAUUCCUUUUCAUUCUCUUAUAUGCGAUUAAGUGAAAUGGAUGAUGAUGCUGCUGAUGUUCUUUACGUCCGAGGAAACGGAAAUACUACAACUACAGAUAGCGAAGAUGUUUGGGAUGACAGCGCUUUAAUCAAGGCAUAUGACAAAGCAGUGAAUUUAGCGAAGGAGGAAGUUGCUAAGAGGAUGGGCAUGGAUACUGCAAGUUCUCUAACUAAACAGAAGAUACAGAAUCUAAAGCAAUCUCAGCAUGCGACUAAACCUUACAAGAAAUGGAUUGUAGGAGAACCUUGUCGUGCCAGAUACUCAGAGGAUGGAGCUAUUUAUGAAGCUGUAAUAUCAAAAAUCUAUGAGAACAGUGGAACGUGCAUUGUAAAAUUUGUAGGAUACGGUAACACGGAGAAAGUGGAGUUGAGCUCUCUUUCAGAGUCUCAUGGUACGUUGAGUCAGGUAGUUCAGCAAGAACAGGCCUUUGCAGAGAAACAGAAUGGAAAGAACGUGGAAACAAAAGAUGCGAAUUUUGCAACUGCUAGUUCGAAAAGGUGGACUGGAGAAAAAAUGGAAUGCGACGGAGAAGAUGCAAAAGUAUACAGGCAUCACUUUAUGGCUGGCCCGUCUUUCGCUUCGGCAAUAGAUUCAAUGCCACCUGCACCUCCAUUACCACCGCAAUUAAUGGCUAAACUUCCAGACAAUGAUGCGGACGCACUCUCGAGUAUGCUAAUGUCAUGAUACAUCAGUGGUUUUCAUACAGGUUAUUAUCAAGGCUUGAAACAAGCUAAAAGGAAUCAAGAAAAAAGAAAGAACUGUUGAUUGUAUAAGUAUUUGUUAUUCGUAUUAAUAAAUUAUCCUAGCAUCACUCUCCAUUAUUUA
Molecule: messenger RNA, 1111 nt
Organism: Megalopta genalis
Lineage: Eukaryota; Metazoa; Arthropoda; Insecta; Hymenoptera; Halictidae
Product: survival motor neuron
Biological process (GO): mRNA processing
Cellular component (GO): nucleus; cytoplasm
Molecular function (GO): RNA binding
Source: RefSeq, a predicted model, not a curated record